AUGGCCUCUUCCCAUAUGGAAGGAGAUGCAUUGAUAUGGUUCCAAAAUGUUGUCGAUGGAGGGUUAUGCCGUGACUGGGAAGCUUUUUCCAGAGCAUUACUACUACACUUUGGACACACAGCCUAUGACGAUCCACUGGAGGCGUUGACGAGGUUGAAACAAACCAGUACUGUGGCAUCUUACAUGAACCAAUUUGAAGGGUUGGCCAACCGCCUACGAGGUCUCUCUGAUUCUCAGAAACUCAGCUGCUUCCUUAAUGGCUUAAAAGAUGAAAUUCGCAUCCCAGUCCGUAUGUUAUGCCCUGUAAAUUUAAAUGUAGCAUAUGGGUUAUCAAAGAUGCAAGAGGAAUAUCUUCCAAGUAUAAGAAAAGCCGCUAAAUCUACGGGGGAAAGAACCACUUCCAUGGGAGGGGGAAAUUACUCUACUGGUUUGUAUUCUACUGACUAUUCUAACAAAUGGUAUCAGAGCCACCCCACAUCUAAGGCCAUGUUACGAUAG
This is a messenger RNA of Juglans regia (Persian walnut), 498 nucleotides long. RefSeq lists its product as uncharacterized. Lineage: Eukaryota; Viridiplantae; Streptophyta; Magnoliopsida; Fagales; Juglandaceae. The record is from RefSeq and is a predicted model, not a curated record. The coding region runs from base 1 to 498 and encodes 165 amino acids. The transcript has a single exon.